AUGGAUAAUUUAAACGUUGGAAUUGUCGGGCUCGGUUGGGUAGCCGGUGCCCACAUCGAAGCCCUCAAAGCCGUUACAGGUUCAGAUGUCACCGCCAUCUGUUCACGUCGAGAACACAAUGAAUCAGUAUUGGCAGAGACAUACGGGACACCCCUCAAAGCUUAUACCGAUUUUGACAAAAUGCUUGCGGAUCCGGAUGUCCACAUCAUCGAUAUUUGUACGCCACAUCCGUUUCAUGCCGAACAAGCCAUUGCCGCUGCUCAGGCGGGAAAACACCUCAUCAUAGAAAAACCGAUCUGCCUCACAUACGAAGAUGCGAAAGCUAUCCGUGAUGCUGUCAAAAGUACAGGUGUCAACGUGUGUGUCUGCUUUGAGUGUAGAUACAGCGCGCAUUUUACGAUGAUCCGCUCUGUAAUCGACAACGGAUUGCUCGGUGAACUCCACUACGCCGAAGUCGACUAUUACCACGGCAUCGGACCUUGGUACGGACAAUACGAAUGGAACAUCAAAAAGGACUUUGGCGGUAGCACCCUACUUACUGCCGGAUGUCAUGCGCUCGAUGCCCUCCUCUUUUUUAUGGAUGGGAACGUUGAAGAGGUAACAAGUUACCACACGCAAUCCACAGGCGCAUAUUUUCAACCCUACGAAUAUAAGACAACGAGCGUCAGUCUCCUUAAGUUUGAAGGUGGUGGAAAAAUUGGCAAAGUCACCUCUUGUGUCGAUUGCUUACAGCCUUACUAUUUCCAUAUCCACCUCGUCGGAAGCGAGGGAAGUCUACUCGACAACCGCAUCUAUUCCGCGAAACUUCAAGGUAUGGAUAAGAGCAGAUGGAGUACGCUUGAGACCUCGCUCAUUGACUCUGGUGAUGUCAGCGACCAUCCGUAUGAGCCGCAAUUCCAAGCAUUCAUAGACAGCAUCAGACGAAAUGAACCGAUGCCGCUGACCGACUUUGACACGGCGUUUGAAACGCAUCGCGUUGUCUUUGCCUCUGAUAUGUCGGCAGAAGCAAGCGGCAAAACUGUUAAACUGUCCGAACUCGAUUAA
Messenger RNA from Geodia barretti, 1044 nucleotides. The record is from the annotation of a GenBank genome assembly. NCBI's taxonomy places the organism in Eukaryota, Metazoa, Porifera, Demospongiae, Tetractinellida, Geodiidae.